UCCAGACAUGUGUCUUAAUUUUACAUUAUAUCUCUUGCUUGCAACACUGUUUAAUGAUAAUUUUAAAAUGGAUGAUACUUCUGUCGGGAUGAAAUGGAUAUUUAACACAACAGUUUAAUAAAUAUUAAACCUACAGUUGUUUAAGAGUUAGGAAAUCUAGACACUUUAAUACAUAAUGACAAAAAUAUCCUCAAGUGCAGUGUACGCGUGUGUUGUUCUUUUUAUACUUGUGCGAGUUGGCUGUGCACAGGUGUGUUUAAAGUGCCGGUGUUGUAAGCAAUUACAUCACAGAAAAUGUACGAGUACAGGCCAAUGUUAUUACGGAUGUAUAUACGGUUAUCAUGGAAGAAAUUGUAACUAUAAAUGUUCAUCUCAGAAUUGCCUAAGCUGUCACCAAUACAUAGGCAAUAUCUGUUUAGAAUGUAAAUCCGGAUACUAUUUGUACAAUUAUAAUUGUUAUGAUUGUAAAUCAAAUUGCAAAUCAUGCGAUUUUAUACGUCGUUGCCAGUCGUGUUAUGACGGCUACUGGGGAAAUACAUGCCAACAAAAGUGCAAAGGAAAGUGUGUAUCGUGCAGACAGGAUGGAUAUUGUCUAUCCUGUGAACCAGGAUAUACUGGAAGCACUUGUGACAAGUGUGCAAUUGGUCGGUUUGGAAAGACCUGUCAAUAUGAAUGUUCUAAGGAUUGCACCAAUGGACAUUGUGAUGUGGAAAAUGCUAUAUGCCGGUGCAAUUCAAACUAUAAAGGUGAAACCUGUGACCAGUGUGCAAAUGGACGGUUUGGAAAGAACUGUCAAUAUUUGUGUUCUAGGGAUUGCAUAAACGGACAUUGUGAUGAGGUGAAUGCUAUAUGCCGGUGUAAUCUAAACUAUAAAGGUAAAACCUGUGACCAGUGUUCGAGUGGACGAUUUGGAAAUAAAUGUGAGCAGUCUUGUUCACUUGGCUGUAAUUUUGGUAACUGCACGCGAUACACAGGAUUAUGUUCUUGCAAGUUUGGCUGGAGCGGUCAAAGAUGCAACACAUCACUGGUAGGAGGAGUUGGCGGAGGAGCUGUAGCUUUUGCUGGCAUUGUGGUUAUUGGACUUGUUUUGCUUCGAAGAAGAAGAGAAAAUUCAAGCAAAAACAAGAGCAAACCAAAAAAACAAGAACCUGAGAAUUGUUCCGCCUUGUACGCAACUGUGAACGAAGGAAGAGCAAAGGAGGAUACCAAUACUGUCCACUCUGUAACCAUCACAGAAAACCCAAAUUACCAGAGUCCACCACCGAAGAGCUCUGGCAAAAACAAAAGGCAUAUUAUGACUGAAGAAAAUCUUGAAAUUGAGGAAGACAUAUCUGCACGGGAAAUUACAGUUAUGUUUGAGGCGAAUGGAGGAAUCUAUUACAACAACGCUAAAGAAGUCAGCAAAUUUAAACUGACUGUGGCCGAUUUACCUGAAUAUGCACAAUACAUAGGUAUAAGGGAUCUAGAAGAAGAAUUUCAGAGGAUACCAUACGGUCUCAUAAAACCCUAUGGAGUUUCACAAACGAAGUUUAAUAUGCAAAGAAAUAGAUACAAAGGAAUAUACCCAUAUGAUGAUACGCGUGUUGUAGUACGCGGAGGAGACACAGACUAUAUCAAUGCAAGCUAUGUAGACGGUUUCAGAAAACGAAAUGCAUAUAUAGCUGCCUUGGGUCCAAUGGCUAAGCAGCUGGGCGAUUUCGGCCAAUUCUGGCGAAUGAUCUGGCAACAGAAAGUGGAAAAAAUUGUCAUGGUGACCAACUUGGUUGAGGGUGAGAAAACCAAAUGUGAGCAAUAUUGGCCUGAUCAUUGUCAAAGUAAACUAUAUGGCGAUGUAGAAGUUGUGUGCAAGGUUGAAAAACUGUACGCAGAUUUUAUUUGGAGACAAUUUACGUUUUCCAAGAGAAAACAGAAUUCCGAAGAAAGAAUUUUGCAUCACCUUCAGUUCACAGCGUGGCCGGACAAGGACAUUCCUGAUAACGUCACAUCAAUUAUAGAGUUUAGACAGAGAGUGAACGCCUUGCAAAGUACCCUUGACGGACCAGUGAUAGUGCAUUGCAGUGCUGGCGUAGGACGAACGGGAACCUACAUAGCUCUGGACAUUCUGACCAAAGAGGGUGAGGCAGAAGGAGCAAUAGAUAUCCCGGGAUGCGUUCUCAAUAUGCGACAGAGCAGACCCAGCAUGAUUCAGACUUUGAGUCAAUACAAGUAUCUACACCAAGCGUUGGUCCAAUCAUUGACUCUUAACUGCUCGUUGAUAAAAAGAGAACACUUUGUUGAAUAUAUGAAUAUGAUGUCCAGCAAACAGGAGAUACAGAAGCUGUUUGAGAAAAUGCAGUUUAAUCAAGAGCAAAAGUCGGAUCAGGAACAACAAGCAACGGAAAAUAAUCGGCUUCUGACAAAAAAGAACAGAAAACACGCAGACAUACCAGGUGAUUCCAACAGACCACGUCUGUAUCUGUUUUUGAACCCAGGCGAAUCUGAUUACAUCAAUGCGAUAUACAUCAACAGUUUCAAAACAAAAAACCGCUUCUUGGUAGCACAAACACCUCUGCCUGACACUGUUUCCGAUUUCAUUGCGCUUGCUGUUCAAGAAAACUGUUCCUGUAUUGUUAGUUUGGAGGCACAGGGGAUUGGCUUAUACGUUCCUGGUGACAAUAUUUCAAUGCAAAAAGGUGUGAUUUCAAUACUUUCUACAAGAGAUCAAAGUACAAGACACUUUGUAAAAAGAAUGCUGCAUUUUGAACUCGACAGAAAGACCAAGGUGGUGAUACCACAUUAUGAAUAUUUGAACUGGGAUAGAAAUCUCAAUACACCGAGGUCGGCAGAAUACUUUGUUGCCUUCAUCAAAGAGGUUGAAGACGCAUCCAAAUCACUCAUCAUGAACGGACCGAUACUGGUGCAUUGUAUGAACGGCGCUGGAAAGAGUGGUCUGUUUUGUGUUGUCUCCACAUUACUUGAAACACUGAUUGAAGAUAAUGAAGUCAGUGUGGUCAAUGCGGUGAUGAAAGUCAGAGCAAAACGAACGCUUUCCAUUCCAAAUAAGGAACAAUUUUACUUUUGCUACGAGUGUGUUCUCCAAUCCUUGAAUGCAAAAGAUGACGCUGUGUACUACAACACAAGUGGGGAUAUCAAGAGGACAUGAACACGGCUGACCAUUUUGGAACAAUGAACGUCGAUGUGUUGCCCUUGGCAAGAACAUAUAAAUAUAUACAUUAUAAAUAUAUAAGACAUGUUCAGCUAUAUUACUUAUAAUUUGCACACAUGUUGACAUUAUUAAACGUAACAUGAUUGCAAUUCUGCAUCACCGUAUUCACAUGCUUAAAAAAACGCUUAUGUUUAUCUGUCUAUCUAAACAUUGUUUUGUGAAUAUCAUUGUAAAUAUUUGCACAAUUACUGCUAUUACUAUAAACUGUAGUGUGUUGUAUUUGAUCGAAACGAGAUCCUAUAGGAAAGGCUUAAUAUGCAAACUUAUUGGCGAUAGGUAGCAUUUGAUGAGAUACAGAGAUAGUUCAAUAUAUGCACUCCACUUUCUGCACGGUAAGCUUGUCGAUAUAAUAAACAAAAUGUACCACACGGAACCCUCGUGAUUGAAACAGGAACUGUGUGCGCGUUGUGUAUAAUUUCAGUCGUUAAGUUUAUAUAGUGAAUGCAGUAAAUGUUGCUUUAAUAUUUCAUGAACGCAUUGUACAUUUUAAUUAUCAUGUUGUUUUCUAUAUAUAUAUUGCAUUAUGCCGAAUACACAAUAAAUGCGAAACGUGUAAAGAAAAAAGUCAAAACGAUUAAAAAGUUUUUUAUUCCUUUUUUCUAUAAGAAUUGCUGUAUUUAAACGAACCUUUAAGUAUGUUUUGAAUGUUUUGGCGUUGAUAAAUGUUUCAAAGAAGAGAUGUAUUGUACGAGAAUAUUUUCACGUAACAUUACAUCUUAUUGAAUAUUUCAACCUAUGCAUAACUGCUGCUUCGCAGCAUAUAAAAUUAUUUAAUAAAAGUUAUUUUUUUAUCUAAAAAUAGUUUUCUGAUAGAAUUCUACGUUUUCUACCAACUUGCAUUGGCCUUAAACUUACACUGCAAGUAUUAAGAAAAAAAGGCAGAAUGUGGAAUGGUCAACAAGUUCAAUGGAACAAAAAUAUCAUGCCUCACUCAAGCUUAUAUGACAUUAAUAUAAAAGUUCAUAGAUGAAUCAGAAAAUAGGAUUAUUGUCUGUUUACUUUAUUUACGUAUGUUAUUUUACAAUGUAUGAUAGCAUUUUAUGCAUUGAAAUCUUUUGAUAGUUCUCCAUAUAAACCUAUUUCAAACAUGUAUGUUGUAUAUAUUCUAAU
Messenger RNA from Mya arenaria, 4315 nucleotides. RefSeq names its product receptor-type tyrosine-protein phosphatase kappa-like. Gene Ontology annotation, molecular function: protein tyrosine phosphatase activity. The transcript has 21 exons. Bases 176 to 3142 code for a protein of 988 amino acids. Lineage: Eukaryota; Metazoa; Mollusca; Bivalvia; Myida; Myidae. The record is from RefSeq and is a predicted model, not a curated record. Gene Ontology annotation, biological process: protein dephosphorylation.